Molecule: messenger RNA, 4891 nt
Organism: Gryllus bimaculatus (two-spotted cricket)
Lineage: Eukaryota; Metazoa; Arthropoda; Insecta; Orthoptera; Gryllidae
Source: the annotation of a GenBank genome assembly
GUCGUCGAGCAUUUGUCGAGAUGAUUAAACAUUUCGUCAUCGUAAUGAGUUGAGAGAAAUAAUAAAUUGGCAUUAGUAAAAUUUUUAUUUCAAUUUUAUGUAAAUUAAAUUAUUCUAUACUUCGCUUCUUUUCCGUAGGGAAGAUCUAUUAGUUUUUCCAAAGAAUACGCUUUACCUUUUGUAAACAAAUAUUAUCAUAUUUCCAAUUAUCGCACACGAACUUUGAACGCGAGAAUAGUAGACGAGGAGAGAUGUUGCGUGAUGGACCGGACAUGUCGUGAAAUGUAUUCAGAUGCAAUAAUCUUCAUUAAGCAGUUGACCACAAUUGGAUAUGUAUUCUCCGCGCGUUUGGCUCGCCGCCCUCCCAGUUCAGUUGCGAUUCGAAACUUACCGACAUAGGUUCUUCGAACAGGUUCUCGCUUACAUCCAUGAGUUACAGAGGUAUCCGUUCAGAUAGGCAUGCAUAGUCGUCAAGUGGUACGCAAAUUAUUGCUGUCCCUGAAAUGCGAAGCAGUAUGUGCUCCAAAAACAAGUUCUCUUCUUCAGCAACGUUACUUAAGUCACGUAUCUCUUGACGAAGCAUACUUACGGACGAAAGAAAAAUGUGAAUCAAAGAAGCUCCCACAAGAUGUAAAUGUAAAAGGAGUUUUUGCUUGCAAUGAGUUAGACUUAAAAGAAGUCAAAGUGUAUGGUUUUGAUUAUGAUUAUACACUUGCAUGCUACAAACCAUCAUUGGAUGUCCUAUUAUACAACUUGGGCAGGGAGACAUUAAUUAAUAAAUACAAGUAUCCAAAAGGAAUUGCCAAAAUGGAAUACAAACCUGGUUUUGCUGUUCGUGGGUUGCACUAUGAUAUAGAAAAAGGCCUACUUUUGAAAAUUGAUUCAUUUCUUCAGAUUCAAUUAGGUAGUGUGUAUAGAGGUUUGUCUCCUGUUUCGGAUGAAGAAGUGCUCCGACUGUAUAAAAAUCGCAUAAUUCCCAUAGCUUAUGUUGAACCACAGACAAAAAAUUAUCAGAAUGUGACUUCCAAAAUGGUGCACCUUGCAGACUUAUUUUCUGUACCAGAAAUGGGCCUUCUUUGCAAUGUGACCGAGUAUUUCUUACAAAAUCACAUUGACUUUCAUCCUGAAAUUCUCUUCAGAGAUGUAAAGAAUUCAGUGCAGAGCAGCCAUCCAGUAAUGCAUGGCAUUGUUGAAAAAAAUGUUGCUGAUUACUUGGAGGAAAACAAGGAUAUUAAAAAUUUCUUUGCAAGGUUAAUUGCUGCCGAUAAGAAACUGUUUCUCGUAACUAAUAGUCCAUAUCAUUUUGUAAAUGAAGGAAUGUCAUACUUGGUUGGAAAAGAUUGGACAAGUUAUUUCGAUGUCAUCAUUGUUCAAGCUAGAAAACCAAAAUUUUUUACUGAUGAAUCUCGACCUAUUAGAUUGUACGAUGAAGGCACAAACACUCAGCUAUGGGACCGUGUUACAAAGCUGGAUAAAGGACAAAUUUACUAUGAAGUACGUAUUAGGAUUUAAAUUGCACAAGUUGUCUUAGUAUUAAUUUUGGAAGUAAUGAAUCGACAUUACUGUUUUACUAAUAGAUGAAAAUACAGGAUGAAUUAUUUGGAGUGUAAAAAGCACCAGCAUGAUUAACAAAUGUUUUUGAUAUAAUGUUACUGAAAAAUGCUUCAUUUCUGUGAGCAGUUAGCAAAAAAAAUUGUUUUAAACAAAAUUCUGAUAUAUUAUUAUAAUCCAUACCAUCGAGAAGCUUGAACUUAUGUUGAGACAGGUGUAAACAUACUGCUGCAUAUCACUGGAGAGAAAAUCAGUUUCUUCAGAUACAAUCAACAAAAACGGCAAAUAACAACAGCAUUGAUUGACCAUGUAUGUAACUUCACCCUUUAGCUGGUGAGAUGCAAUGUGAGAAAAUCUGAAUUCUUUGCAUAUGCGUACUGCUUGAGGCCAAAAUGAUAAGACUUGUGUAUUAGCAACAUUGUAAGGAACAUGUUAAUUUUUUACACCUGAAAUGUCUCAUCCUGUGUAUGGUACAUAAAAUUAAUUUUUGGAACAAGAAGUUUCAAUGAUAAAUUUUGUGAACCUGGAUGCAAAUGUAAUAAAAGAUCUUUAUUUCCAUCUAAUAUAUUCUGUGUUCUCUGAAACAUCUGCCAUGUUCAACAGGGAACAGUGAAACAGCUCCAGGAUAUGACUGGGUGGAGAGGUCAAAGAGUUCUUUAUUUUGGUGAUCAUCCAUACAGUGACUUGGCUGAUGUAACUUUAGAACAUGGCUGGAGAACUGGAGCAAUUAUCAAUGAACUAACGCAUGAAAUAAAAAUGUUGAAUGAUCCAGAAUUCAAACAAGAUUGCAAUUGGCUCCAAAUGUUGACUCAAUUAAUAGAAGAUUAUCAGGAUGUAGAAGAACCUGAGUCCCAAGCUACUCUUCGGCGAUGGAUGGAUGAACGGGAUCAACUGAGACACAAGAGCAAAGAUGUAUUCAACAAGCAGUUUGGAAGUGUGUUUCGUACAUUUCAUAAUCCUACCUAUUUCUCUCGACGUCUAUUUCGAUUUGCAGAUAUUUAUACAUCAAAUAUAACAAAUUUGCUCAAUUAUUCAGUAAACCACACAUUCUAUCCAAGGAGAGGAGUAAUGCCUCAUGAGUAUUCAUCGUAUUUUGUGUGAUCAAAAAUAUUGUAAUUAGAAAAAAGUGAAAUGUAUUUAUCUGUUAGAGUUGUUUUUACGUUAAUGUUGAUUUUGAGAAAUGUAAUAUAUUGCACGAACUGUAAAAGGGAAGUACAAAAAAUGCUUUGAUUUAAAACCAAAGAAGUUUAAAAUGAACAUUUUCCUCUCUUCUGUAGGUAAAGUAAUCUCUAUUAUAUUUUGUCUCGAUCAUAUAAACAUAGAAGAGUUCUAGAAUGAUAUUUUUAGUGUAGUUACAAGAGACAAUAGGAACGAAACAACUUUCUACAAUAAGCGGAAAAUUGUUUAAACAUAAUACCAACUAUUUCUGAGAAAAAAAUGAAUUGUCAAGUGCACAAAUUUAACCAAAUAAUUGACAAUAAAAUUUUUACCAUGCCUUUGUUUGUUUUGUUUAUUUUUGCAGCAAAAUUGCUCUAUUUUAAUAUAUCUCUCCUUGGUACAUUUUACAACAGAAUAAUAGCUAUUUUCAAAAGAGAAGAAAUGGACAUGUUUUAUUGUAAUUACAAGAUAUCAUGGUAAUCUUAGAAGCCAAUUAACGUGUAUAACCUACAAUCUUUAAUUUCAAAGGAAAACAAAAAGCUUUCUUUAAGUUAUUGUACAUUUAUUUUAAGAAACUUAAGAAGAAAACAGGAAGGAAAUGUUUUGAUGAAACAUAUUUGAGCCCAUUUCAUCUUAAAAUUCCAGUUUAGAAAAAUAUAACAUAAUUUUUCUGUCAAUGACACACAAAUUCAUUUAUCAUUAUUCAAUUUUUAAAAAAAAUCAAAAUUCACUACAAAUCAAAAUUUACCUAUGAAAUUGUUGAAAACAAAUUACAGUUAACUAUAACAAAGCAUUUGUUCCAAAACAAAAUUUUAAAAUUUUGACUUCAUGAAAUACAAUAAAUGAAACUAAAUAACACCAUACAGUUAUUUUCACAUGAGCUUUUUGUUUUCACAGGAUGUGCAUUUCAUAACACAUUCAAAUUAUAAUUUCAAAUAUUAUCUCCAAGAGAACAUGUUUGUCAUACACACUAUGAAAUUAAACAUAAAUUGUUUCCAAUUUCCCUUUCUUUGUUCUAUGUCUUUUCUAAGCUACUUUUUACAACUGAAUUACAUGAUUGAUUCUCACAUAUAUCAUUCAUGUUAAAAGUUUAAAAAAACAAAGAAAGAAUUUUACAACUGGCACUGUUGAACAAUACAAUACACAUUCCAUUCUGUGGUAAACUCAGAACUGAAAAUUGAGUGUUUCUAAAAUGCAAACAACAGGAAGACAGACAGACACAUUCGCACACAUAAAAAAUUCACAAGGUCACUUUAUUUUUUAAGUUAAAAAUUAUCACAAUUUGCCCUUGUAAUACAUUAUAAAUACCUUAAAAUUUAUUGAGACACUGGAGUAAUAUAGUCCUUAAUUUUUGUCUCAAAAGCAUAUCACCUUCACAAAAUAUAUGUGUUGAUGAAUCUUCAACUUGGAUGAGUGUAUCUUCAUUUGGCUGGAUAGAAAAUAUAGAAGUUUUCAUUAAAGUUUGUUUUCCUACCUUCACUUAUCAUUAACAGUAAUGUAAAAAGGUGUAAUGUGAUAAAAUAACAAAUUUCUAAUUAAAUUGAGUAAGAACAAAUUAAUCUUUUUAAAAGUAUUUUAGAUAAAUUAAAUAUGAACAAAUGUUAGUAAUGUGUAAUUGAUUUUUCAGUGUACACCUGGUGAGAGAAAGUAAGUUCCCGAAACAUGAAAAUUAUAUCAAUAAAUGACAUAAAAUAACAAAGGUGUUUAUUUUAUGAACCAUGACUAGCUACCAUAUAAAAUAAAAUAGGAAAAUAUUACUAUAUAUAAGAAAAAGUGAAAUUUAAAACAUACCACAAACUAUUUAUAAGCAGCAAAAUAAAGGUGAUACAACAUAUAUAGAUAUUUCCUUCAAAGUGCAACUAUAAUUUUCCACAAUUAACAAGUAAACAGGCAAAAUAUGGAAUAAAGUAUUUGACACUACAGAACAAACUUGCAAUUGAUUCACCUUGGUUUCUUUUUCUAUUUGAAUGAUCAAAAACAAUUACAUGUACUUCUCUUGUGCCCAAAGCAUCUUUCUCAUUGAGUCAGUCUAGGAGUGCAUCCCUUUAGAUUGCCUGAAGAGUUUGGAAUCAACAUUCUACACAUAAAAAUAACAAAUGUGCCAGAAUAUGUUAAUUGACUUGCUGACGUUUCUGAGCCACAAUCCAAAGGUCAAGUCUUCAAUCAAUAAUUAUAAUGUAGA